Molecule: messenger RNA, 3602 nt
Organism: Corythoichthys intestinalis (scribbled pipefish)
Lineage: Eukaryota; Metazoa; Chordata; Actinopteri; Syngnathiformes; Syngnathidae
Exons: 4
Coding region: 495-1340 (281 amino acids)
Source: RefSeq, a predicted model, not a curated record
UCUACAAUUCGAUGAUAAAGUAAUUGCUGUCGUGACUUGCAUUGACAGCAUUAGACGUCCAACCCAUUUGAAGUGUGAAGGAUGGCAACCAAUGAACAAGUGGUCAUUCGCUGUCAUCGUCCCGCUUCAAUUGCAUCAUUCAAAAUGUUGAAGAAACAUCAAUUGCAGUAAAGCGGUCUGAUUUAUUCAGGAGCAUAAAAUACCGCUUGAAAUAUGAAAUGGGAUUUUUGUGUGUGUGUGUGUGUGUCAUAAAUACACUUUAAAAUGAAGUCAAAACCAGCCUUUUUCUCAACCUGGAUUGGGACAUCUACUAGUGAUAAACGGAUUGAAAUUGGAUGUCUAUCAUCGUCUUUGAAAGGCCAGCCAGAGCUUCAUUUUCUAUGUUGGCGUGCGCAGCUGCUGUUCAUCUUGUGUAGAAGCUGACGCACGUGUGGAGGGACGGCUGUAUUUCUUCUAUAUCAGGCUUUUGCUGGAAGUAAGAAAAGCUCUACUUCAUGAAGAUGAUCAUACGGCAAUUCAUUCCUCUUUUUCUGCUACUUUUUAAAGUCAUUUGCGGAGAGGACAUUGACGUCUUCAUCGCGGCGGGCGACACGGCCACUCUGCCCUGUCGGAUGUCAAAGUCAAACCACUCUUGCCGGUUGUCGUCGUCCCCCGAUUUGGAAUGGACGUACGCUUCGGGCUACGACCUGCCAAUAAAGGAAGUGAAAGACGGGCGAGUUGUGAUGCACUCGUUCAGAAGCGGGCGCCUGAGCGUGAAGGACGACUGCUCGCUUCUCAUCCGGGGGGUGACGACACACGACGCCGGUCUCUUCAGGUGUAAACCGGAUGAUCCGAAUGAAAGAGUUUUCUUGACGGUGAUGACACUGACAUGGUCACCGUGGGACUCCGAUCCAAUGAAAGACGGCGAAGGGGACCUGAAUUGUUCCGUGGCCUGCUGGCCCGUCGGCAAGUGUGGUUGCGGGCGGUUCCGCUGGAGGGACCGGGAAAACCAGCAACUUCCAGAAGAACGUUUUAGCAUUCGUAGGAGCCCAUGCGAGUCCACUUUUAAAGUACUUCCUGUCGACAAUGGCCGCAACUACACCUGCCAGUAUGUGAGGCAUCAUGUGGUGCAGAUCCGAGCCUGGCACGCGUUCAACUUCCCGAGGGUGAACCAAGGAGUAACGAGUGCUGUGCCGUUUGAACGCAGAGAAGGAGAAACGAGAGCGGUGCCGCUUGAACGGAGCGUGGUCAUCGGGGCAAUCGUGGGCGCCCCGACCCUCGUCGUGCUCUUAGUCGGGCUCUUCGUCGUGGUGUUUACCAAGUUCAAAAGGAGCGCGAGCCAGGAUACGAAUGUCAUUUGAGUUGCCCGAAGAUUCCGUCAAGGAUGGAAAUGUGAACUCAUCGACUGCCAUUGACAUCCAAUCCAUUUGGAACGGGCGGGCUCAAUGAAGGCUCGUUCCUGUUGGCUCUCCCGCUUCAAACAGAUUGGAUGUCUACUAAAGUAGUGAUCAACUCAUUUCAAUUGACAGCAGACAGAUGAAAAGACCAUUCAUCACUCCUACCAACAUGGCCGCAACAGUCAAAUUAAGGGGCAGUUUACAUGGCGACUCUGCGACACAAAGACACAAUGAUUGGGUAGCGGAAUAGCCUUGCGUGCAUGCGGUGUCGGCGAAGACGAAAAAUUCUGAAUCCUGCCUCCAAAGUGGAAGAAUUCGAUUACGGGGUCGCAACGCAUUCAAAUCAAUGGAAACCGCCUUCGCUUCGAUGACGUAAGCACUCGCGCACGUCACUUGGCCGUGCGCAGCGGUGCUAUUAAACAUUAAAAACAGCAAAUGGCGGAACGUCGGCUUUAAUAUACUGUUUUCAUAAUAUUUUUAACUAUGUUGAAUGUUUCCAUUUUUGUGACUUUUUGAACAAAAGAAAAGGCCAUUGCUUGGAGAGAGCGGGCAUGUUGUCUUCCGGGCUGAGGAGGUCAAAGUGCAUCAUUCGCUGUCGCCUUGUAAAUCUGCACUGCUCCCUAGGGCCUGGCAUGAAUACUACAUCGUUUUCAUGCGGAAUUGUUCAAAUGGAGACGGAACCAUAUAAAUGCAAAUAUGACAUUUUUCAUCUUCUUGGAGAGUCACCAUGUAAACGGCCCCUCAAUCAAGCCGCUUUUUUUUCCGACCAAUUUUAAAAGAUUUGAUCGAUGAUAAAGCAUGGGCUAUUUACUUUGUGGCUACUAUUAAUGGCAAUAGACCAAGGGCGUCAGUUUGCAUAGGGAAGGUAGGGACAUAACACUAGCAACUUUUCAGGGUGCUGAAAUUGUCCCCACCAACUUUUAAGCAGCCUUAUUUGCAUUAUACAAUGAGUUCAGUUAUAAAGGUAAUUUAGAUUGUCUUCCCAUGUGUUGUGAGGAUUGAAUUGAUCUUACCAUUAUUAAUUUCAUUAUGUUCAGACUUACAUUUACCCCUUUUCACUUGCUAUUUAGUAGUGCUGGUCCAUUUUUUUCCCCUCUCAAACGCACGUUUGAUCGGCUGAUGGCUAGAACCACCACAUUCACACAAUCCCGACAGAAAUGCAUGUCAAUAUCCCGCCUCCUCCGCCCCAUUUGAAGAGGGAUAUUAACUCAUUCGCUCCAAGCCAUUUUCACCAGGGCAAGGCCCUUUGCUCCCGGCUGUUUUACUGGAUUUUGACUGAUUCUGACAGAAAAUUCUGUUCUAUUGCUAUAUAAACAUGGAACCCACCAAAAGAAAGAUUAGACUCUCUUCUUUCAGCAGAAAAAAGUACGUUCAUAUCUUUUUCCAUUCUUUAGAAAUCAGCAUUGGAAAAUAGCUUAGUUUGAGCAAUUUUCCAAUUUCUGGUGAAAAAAUGGAGAAAAUGAGCUUUUUGAAAACGCAAAAAUUUCAAACAUAAACGCUAUUUUUUGCAUUAGUUACAUCCCAAACAUCUGAAUAAUGUUUUCUUUUUACAAAAUAUCAUAAAGAACAAGAGAAAUAGAGCUUUUGAUAGCAAAGUAACAAUUUAUUUACACAUGACUAAAUGAGAGCUGGCGCUGUUGUCGCCGCGUCGGCCGGGUAAACCUUUCCCUCAUCGUCGUCUGUCUCAUAAAGAUGGAUUUUUUUGAGUGUCUGCGGGGUCUGCUCGGUGAGCCCGCUGCACUGGUGGUCCCAGUCGUUUUGGUUGGUCGUCCAGCGGCUGGCAUUCCGGGCAUCCUCUCGGUUGUUUAGCUCGGUCGUCCGCCGCCUGGCAUCAUUCCGCCAGCGCUCCGACCGUGCUGCCCGGCCUUUCAUUGCUGUUGAAUCGGGUUGCGGGUCUUACCAAAUGCGCUACUGCCCUCCAGUGGCCAGUUUUAUUGCUUUAAAAUAGGUUGUGAGCUUUGUUCUUUUGUUUCUUAGAUGGAUCGGAAGCUCUAGAUCACUGGUGUCAAACUGACUUCAUAAAGGGCCAAGUGGGUGCAGGUUUUCUUUCCAACCAAUGAAGAGGACACCUUUUGACCAAUCUGAUCUCUUACAUGGGUGAUCAGUUAAACUUUGUCAGGUGCUGCUUGUUUCAACAGAAAAUUCAUUGGUUAAACUGUUUGCGCGGUAUCGGUUGGAACAAAAUCCAGCACCCACUUGGCCCUUUGUGAAAUUGGUUUGACACCA